AUGUACCUGAUCACGGUGUUGGGGAACCUGCUCAUCAUCCUGGCCAUCGGCUCUGACUCCCACCUCCACACCCCCAUGUACUUCUUCCUCUCCAACCUGUCCUUGGCUGACAUCGGUUUCACCUCCACUACGGUCCCCAAGAUGAUUGUGGACAUCCAAUCUCAUAGCACAGUCAUCUCCUAUGCGGGCUGCCUGACUCAGAUGUCUUCCUUUGUCCUUUUUGCAUGUAUGGAAGACAUGCUCCUCACUGUGAUGGCCUAUGACCGGUUUGUAGCCAUCUGUCACCCCCUACUCUACCCAGUCAUCAUGACUCCUCACCUCUGUGUCUUCCUAGUUUUGGCGUCUUUUUUCCUUAGCCUGUUGCAUUCCCAGUUGCACAACUUGAUUGUGUUACAAUUCACCUGCUUCAAGAAUGUGGAAAUCCCUAAUUUUUUCUGUGACCCAUCUCAACUUCUCAACCUUGCCUGCUCUGACAGCGUCAUCAAUAACAUAUUCGUAUAUUUAGAUAGUACCAUAUUUGGUUUUCUUCCCACUUCAGGGAUCCUUUUGUCUUACUAUAAAAUUCUCUCCUCCAUUCUAAGAAUUCCAUCAUCAGGUGGGAGGUAUAAAGCCUUCUCCACCUGUGGCUCUCACCUGGCAGUUGUUUGCUUAUUUUAUGGAAUGGGCGUUGGCGUGUACCUGACGUCAGCUGUGUCACCGUCUCCCAGGAAUGCUGUGGUGGCAUCAGUGAUGUAUGCUGUGGUCAUCCCCAUGCUGAACCCCUUCAUCUACAGCCUGAGAAACAGGGACAUUCAAAGUGCCCUUUGUCAACUCCUGGGU
Messenger RNA from Cercocebus atys (sooty mangabey), 819 nucleotides. Its product is annotated as olfactory receptor 7E24-like. Gene Ontology annotation, biological process: G protein-coupled receptor signaling pathway. The record is from RefSeq and is a predicted model, not a curated record. NCBI's taxonomy places the organism in Eukaryota, Metazoa, Chordata, Mammalia, Primates, Cercopithecidae. Gene Ontology annotation, molecular function: olfactory receptor activity; G protein-coupled receptor activity. Gene Ontology annotation, cellular component: membrane. The transcript has 2 exons. The annotation marks the transcript as partial.